Messenger RNA from Chara braunii, 3111 nucleotides. The record is from the annotation of a GenBank genome assembly. Lineage: Eukaryota; Viridiplantae; Streptophyta; Charophyceae; Charales; Characeae.
CGGGUUGCUGCCCCUCUCCAGCCACCUAUCAUACCCAGGUUAGGUUAGGAUAGAAUAGCGUAGAAGAGUAGUAGAACAACAUAGGAUGGGGUCGAACAGGAGCUGUGCAUGUCGAAUUUGGUCGAAAUCGAAUCCAAAGAGUUAGUGUCACUUUGUCUAUGUAGCGGCAUCCUCUCUGUAGAAGCUGGAUGAAUUAGUUACGGGGGUUGAAAGGUAGAGUAGGUUAUGGGAGAGAAGCAAUGAAAGGGAAUUGAAAGGGCAAUUAAAGGGAAGAAGAGUCUCAGGAACGCAUGCGAUUGCAGUUCGACUCAUAUGUUUAAUCAGUGCUUCUGCUGGCGUAAGGGGCGUCAACAUGGUUUUUUACAAUGGGUUUUCUCACAAGGGGUCGUAGUCUGAUUCUGUGGUUUGGCGGUGUAGCAUACACUGCCAUACAGCAGUCGAGCAAGUGCAGACGGGUAUUGAGACAGGAUGAAAUUUUAAUUUACGGCGGCAGUAGUGUAGGGCUUUCCUCUCUGAAGCGUAGAUUUCGAUAGGAGUACAUGCGUAGAUUGCCAUUGGAGUAGAUUAUGUGCUAAGCAUACCAAUAAGACAUCAUGUAUCUAUGCAUAUCCAGAGAAAUUUAUACAUACGUAUAGUCGCGAAACAUAUAUGGGGAGGUGGGCGGAGGUGAUGAAAGAGGGACAGCAGAGGACAAGUGUUAGGCUCCAGGCGCACCUGUCUCUCUUGUAGUUGGGGCAGAUCGAAUUGUUGUGUUUGUGAUUUAUAUCUUGUAGAUAUUAUGAAUAUUUGUGUCUAUAUAAAAUGUUCAACUAAAAACCUGAGGUUUUCCAAUACUUUUGGACAGGUCAGCAUCUUCAUCACAUCCAUGUAUAGACAUAGCUACUGAUCUACGUCGGAGAACGAUGUAGUUGAUUUGAAUGCAACAGUGGGAACUAAACUAAUUUUCAGGUACAUAUGUGGCUGAGAUGAUUGGACUCACCCAUCUACUCCCAAGUGUCUGAUAAGUGCGCUCAGUGCUGCUGAGUUUGAUUGCCCUUGACCGUGCCGUCCAGGGUAAACACCUAACUUCGGAAAAGGAGAAGCGAGGUGGUUUUAUAUACCUGGAGGUGUACGUGAGGGAAGAGGGGGUGGCGGAAAGUGAGAGACAACAGCAGGAGGAGAGAGAGAGGAAGAGAGACAGACAGAGAGAGAGAGAGAGAGAGAGAGAGAGAGAGAGAGAGAGAGAGAGAGAGAGAGAGAGAGAGAGAGACAGAGAAAGAGAGAGAGAGAGAGAGAGAGAGAGAGAGAGAGAGAGAGAGAGAGAGAGAGAGCAGGAGCAGGUUCGUUCCUGGGUCGUUAUACCAGAUAAAUAGUUUUAGUGGUGGUGUUUGUGUGAUUGCCGCUUAUGUCUCUCUUCACGUGGGUGAAGCGUUUGUUUAGGCCUGACUCCCUUCUCACCAGGAUUCGUGCUUAUGGGGCAUCAUGGGCACGGCGUAUGUCAAUGGCGGGUCGUCCCAGAGGAGCAGCCCAAGGCGUGGGCAUGUUUAUUACAGCAAAUGGUGGUGGUGCUGUACCCCCUCGGGCAGGUCAAGAAGUUGACAAACAAUCUGUUGAUAUCACAUUCAUCGCUGUGUCUUCAGCAGUUAUACCCCCAGUCAAUCCACCUCCUCCUGCGGGCCCCCAACCUGGACGGCCAUCCAGCUCGUUGGAUGUGAUGAGUGUACAAAAGACCUCUGGAAAGAAGGGAUGGAAAGCACAAAAGAGCAUCAAGGCCGCGCCUGUUGUAAUAAAGUGCAAAGGGUGUGGCCGAAUAAAGUUGCCUCAGUUUUAUUGCUGUGGUGCGCCAAAACUUAAGAGCAUUGAAGGCUGACAUGGCAUUUGCGUGUCGGCCCCUUUUUUUUUAACGAGCUUGUGAGUCGUUUUUACUCUUCUGAUCAACAUUUGCACGGGUUUCUUUUUGUUCGCUGUUUUGUGGACACUGUUGGAUACUCUGCAUGUGUGUGAUGGUAUGUAUGCAUAUCUGAAUAUAUAUGUACGAUAUAUAUAUGAUAUAUACACACACGAUAAAUAUGUGUAUGAGCAGAGCAAUCAUGUGCUGGCGCGAGGUGUUUGGGACUCAAGUUGAGAGGGAAAGGAUGAUUUUUUAGGAGAAGAGGGUAGGGUAGGGUAGGGUAGGCAGGUUACGAAAUUUGAUAUCUUGCUGAGGAUUGGAUUCCCAAGCAGUAUUAGGGACGUGCACAGCACUCCUUUUAGGCUCUCAAUUCAGGUCGCAGCGAUCCUCACUGGUUCGUCAAGUAGCUAUGAUGUCGAGAAUCUGGCUCCCCAGUUGAUGGGUAAGUACUAAGUUAGUUGGAGCACAGGCAGAUCGUAGGCUUUGGAUGCGAAGGGAGGAGUGUCAGAGAGGAGGCGCAGGUAACAGGCACAGGCAGAUCGUAGGUGCGAAUGUGCAAUUAUAUUUUUGUAGAGGUUGAAGGCUUUGUAGCACUUAGGUUGAGGCUUGUAGGAUGAAGGGUGGGUCUAUGGCCUUGUCUUUUUUUUUUCCCAACCGGGAAUUCCGUCUUGCAGCCAGCUGGUCAGUCCGCUACCUUCUUUUGUUUCACUUGGCUUUGUUGGCCAGCGAGCUAUUUUAACCGAAUGUGUUGUGACGUGUUGUGCAGAUAGGAUUCCUGUGGCCCUGUUGAUGAAUGCAACUCUGUUCAGCUGCUGCGACCUCUUGUCAGAAACAUUCCCCUGCGGAUGAUGCUUGUCGCUGCUCACAAUCUGUACGUGCAAGGGUAGCCAUCUGCCCAUCUCCCCAUCUGCCUGUUCCAGAUCUUGCUGCUUAAUUAAUGAUGUUGUAUAUUACUAUAUGUUCAUUUGUUUCAACUUUUAAUCCACUAAAUUGAUAUGUGUGUCUGCGCACGGGUGUGUGCGUGUGCAUGCACACUUUGUUUUUAUCGGGCCGCAUGCUGUGUGAUUGAUUACUAUGGAGGUUGCAGAAGUUGCGCUGUUGCAAGAAAUGAUGCUGCGUACAGCUGAUCUCAGCGCAUACACACACGACCACACUUUUAAAUGUAUCUGAUCGUAGUUACGGCCCUUGGAUGUAUCCUGGCCGCAACUGCAUCCACAAAUAAGUAAAAGACUCGUAGCGCA